This is a messenger RNA of Aspergillus steynii IBT 23096, 1950 nucleotides long. RefSeq names its product Zn(II)2Cys6 transcription factor. Gene Ontology annotation, biological process: DNA-templated transcription; regulation of DNA-templated transcription. Gene Ontology annotation, molecular function: DNA-binding transcription factor activity, RNA polymerase II-specific; zinc ion binding; DNA binding. The record is from RefSeq and is a predicted model, not a curated record. The transcript has 6 exons. Bases 1 to 1950 code for a protein of 649 amino acids. NCBI's taxonomy places the organism in Eukaryota, Fungi, Ascomycota, Eurotiomycetes, Eurotiales, Aspergillaceae.
AUGCCCGAAAAUCAUUCCGACAAUGCCCACUAUCCCUACGACACUAACCGCGUGCGCGAACUGCUCAAGAGCCAUCGCAAAACCCGCGGCCUGCGCUCCUGCUUUCCGUGUCGACAUCGCAAAGUCCGCUGUGACGGACACGUGCCUUGCGCGAGUUGUGUAAAGCGCGGACACCGUGAAUUGUGUCGUUUGCCGACGGAGGAGAGACCGCGGGUUUCUGAUUCAGCUGGGACUGGCGAUUUGGGUGGCGGGUUGGAUUUGGAUGAAAUAACGAACACAAUUGAGGAAUCCCAAUCCCAAUCCCAACAGCCCUCGACAGACCCGAACCUGGUGAUUUCUCGGCUCGAGAAAAUCGAAGAGCAGAUAUCUGCCUUGAAGGCGGAACUUCGCGCCUCGUCGGCAUCUGACCCGGCCACGGCGCCGUCGCAGAGUCCCCAGGUCUCCAGUCACGAAUCCGGACUGGGAAAUCCGUCCGUUUCUUUGCGCGCCAGACCCGCCAGCAAAUCACCCGGCCGGUACUGUGUCGAAGACGCUACAGGCGCUACUCUCUAUCUGGGCAGCCACUCAGACACCCCGCUCGCGCUGGGAUGUCGACAGGCUUCCGCGAUGGAUGAUACCAUGCUGUACGGGGCCAUGGCGAAUCAGUUCGUGCCGCGCGCGUAUCCGUUCACUAGCCUCUGGGGCCCGGAGGCGACUGCUGCGGAUAUUUGUGAGACGUUGCCGGAGGAUUCGGACGUGAUUCGGUAUUGGCAGGUCUAUCAGACAAAUGCGUACCCGUUUUAUCCGGUGCUGGUGACCCUCGAGGAGUUCGGUCCAGCGCUGUUCGGGUUCCUGGAUCGGCGAUUCUUGGCUAGAGAGGAGAGAGAAGGAAGUGGGGAUGAGCCUAAUACGUCGUGGCUGGCGCUGUUGUUUGCGGUGCUGGCGUGUGGUGCGUAUUUUUCGGAUGAUCCGAUCCGGGAAAGAGAUUUGCGGUCGAAGGUGUUUAUCUGUUCAUCUUUCCACUGUCUACGAUUGUCCAACAUUUUCAAUCGUACCGACCUCAACCAGAUCCAAGCUAUGGCACUGAUUGGGAAUUGUUUGCGAAACAACCUUGAUACGAAUAGUGCAUGGAUUUUGAUGGGGGCAACUAUUCGAAUGGCUCAGAGUAUCGGACUACAUGAUCCCUCGCGAUCCUUGUCGGCAGAAGAGCAAACUAAGCAGAAUCAACUAUGGUGGAUGCUCAUCUGGCAAGACACAUUCCUAUCAUUCACUUACGAUCGCCCGCCCAGCUGGAUUCCUGUUGAUGGUUCCCUAUCCCUUGGCUCUAUGUCUCAAGGGGGAUCGUCCUUCCAGAAAUGUGUACUUGACCUCUGCCGCAUUCUCCUAGCUCGAGCACAAACCAAAACGCCCGGUCAUCCUCACGAACUGCUUCAACCCACGCUCCAAUACAAGCAGCAAAUCGAAAAUCUCUUGAACCAUGCCCAGCCUUUCCUCGUCGACCGAAGCCGAUGCUAUUCUCUUCAGAAUCAUCUGGAACGACUGGCCCUGGGCAUUCAUUUCGGAUACGCUAUCUGUCGACUGUGUCAGAUAUAUGCGGACGACACGGACAUUAACUUGCCCAUUCCUGAAACAAUCAAGUCGAGCUGGUCAGUCCGAGCGAUGCAGGUCGUCGAAUGCUUUCUAGAUCUCUAUCGGCUAUCGGCGAACGUCUGCCGCUCGUUGGCCUUUGUGCACAACGCAGUCAGCUGUGCCAUUACACUCAUGAGCCAUGAGCGCCUACGACCGGAGGAUGACCGCAAGAUGAGGUUCCUCAUCGAGCGGCUGAUCGCCGUUCUAGAAAAAGAAGAGAAGAGCUCAGAAUGGCGCGACGCGGAUACGAACGUGCGAUACUUUGGACCGUACUCGCGUGCACUGAAGGCAUUGCGGGAGAUUUCCUCGAGUCAAGAAAGUCAAACAGCUCAAUUUUCAUAA